Messenger RNA from Alternaria metachromatica, 2079 nucleotides. RefSeq lists its product as uncharacterized. The record is from RefSeq and is a predicted model, not a curated record. NCBI's taxonomy places the organism in Eukaryota, Fungi, Ascomycota, Dothideomycetes, Pleosporales, Pleosporaceae. Bases 1 to 2079 code for a protein of 692 amino acids. The transcript has 2 exons.
AUGGCAGGCAAUAGUAGUCUUGGUCUAAAUCCUCAAGACUUUAACAUUGUCGAAGCUAGUAUCGGUGAUCAUCUAGAAGCUCUCGACGAACAACGGAUUACCAGCGUGGAUCUUGUCAUCAGCUGUUUGAAUCGCAUUGCCAAGUUCGACACUAUCCAAGGUCUGAAUGCCUUUACGGUAUUCAACGAGAAGGUCCUCCAAGAUGCAGCAGCUUCCGAUGCUCGGCGUGCCCAAGGUCUCAAGCCUCGACCUUUGGAAGGUAUACCUUAUACGAUCAAAGACAGCUACAAAGUUGCCGGCAUGACAGUCACAGAUGGCUCACCUGCUCUGAAAGGUGUCAUGUCAAGCGGCGACUCUGCAAUCGCUGAGAAGCUUCGAGCUGCGGGAGCGAUCUUGAUUGGAAAGACUAACAUGCCACCGAUGGCUGCGGGUGGUAUGCAGAGAGGCAUGUAUGGUCGUGCAGAGUCGCCGUAUAACUCAAAGUACCUCACUGGCGCCUUCUCAUCUGGGUCUUCAAAUGGUGCUGCAACGUCUGUGACGUCCAGCAUGGCAGUUUUCGGCAUGGGUAGCGAGACCGUCAGCAGCGGACGGAGUCCAGCGUCCAACAACGCCAUCGUAUGCUAUACGCCAUCGAAGGGACUCUUAUGCUGUCGCGGAUUAUGGCCUUUGUACAUCACAUGCGAUGUGCCAACUCCGUAUGCGCGAUCGGUGGACGACAUGUUGGAAAUACUGAAUGUCAUCGCUACUCCAGAUGAAGACACAUCAGGGGACUUCAUACGCGAACAAAAGCAUGUGCAGAUACCUCAGCCUCCUUCAAUCGAUUACACUACUCUGCGAAACGGCGAAGCGCUGCGAGGGAAGAGGGUUGGGGUGCCGAAGAUGUACAUUGGCCAGAAAGAUUCGGAUCCGUACGCAAAGCAUCCUUACGUCUCACCAGAGGUCGUCGCAAUAUGGCAACAGGCAGCGAAAGACAUUAAUUCCAUGGGGGCAGAGAUCGUCUACACCGAUUUCCCUCUAAUAACAAAUUACGAAAACGACUCCGUUUCGGGUGAAGCGAACAACGUCGAUGGACGUCCCGCGAACUGGAACCUCCUCGAGCGAGGCGUUCUUACCGCCCAAGCGUGGAACGCUUUUCUCGUAGACAACAAUGAUUCCAACAUCAAGUGCUUAGCCGACAUCAAAGAUCCUGCGAUGCUAUUCCCAAAGCCACCAGGCUACAAGCCGGAUCGCUUUCUCGAAGUGAGGAAUUGGAUUGAUUACCCCGGGCUGCCCAAGAUGGUCCAGGAUGGGAGUAUCCAUGACAUACAGGGUAUGGAGCAAGCUCUCAAAGCUCUUGAAGCUCAAAGGAAACGCGAUCUAGAAGAUUGGAUGGACAAAAAUGGGCUGGAUGUCGUUGCAUUUCCUGCGCAAGGCGAUGUCGGUCUCGCAGAUCUUGAAUUCGACAUUGACAGCACGACACAUAGUCUCCAGAAUGGCGUAAAAUACUCCAACGGUAAUCGCGCGAUCAGGCAUCUCGGUGUACCUACUAUGAGUGUACCCAUGGGUGUCAUUAGCGACAAAAACAUGCCUGUGAACAUCACAUUCGCUGGGAAGGCUUACGAAGAUACCAAGCUAUUGGAGUAUGCAUAUGCAUUUGAACGGGCGACCAAGAGACGUAUACCGCCUCCUCUUACCGCCCUACCCACCGAUAUCAUCCGAAAGGCAUUCUCCUCGCCACCCAAAAACGAGCCUCUUAUUGAGUCCGUUGCAGCUGUCUCCAACACUAUCUCGGGCCUCACUAUCCAAGUCUCCAUGGUCGCCUACGGUGGCUCUGACCAUCCAUCACCAGCAACGUCACUGGAGGUCAUCGUAGACGGGGAGGCGGUAUUUCACGAAAACGCCAACAAGUUGGAGUGGAACGUUUCGUUUGCAAAUGAAGUUCAGAGGCCGGAAGUCCUGGGGUGGGAUCUCAAGCCGUUGCAGAAGAGAGACAUCAUGGUCAUCGUGGUUGUGAAGAGGCAGUUGGAUGGGGAGGGCCUGCAGAGGGAUGCAAGGGUGCUUUGGGUACCUGUCGAUGAACUUGGUGAAGCGUCUGCUUGA